Molecule: messenger RNA, 1102 nt
Organism: Liolophura sinensis
Lineage: Eukaryota; Metazoa; Mollusca; Polyplacophora; Chitonida; Chitonidae
Exons: 3
Coding region: 383-958 (191 amino acids)
Source: RefSeq, a predicted model, not a curated record
UUAUAUAGAGAAGGACCCAUAUUCAUUUCUUAGCAUCUGUGUGGGUUAAUUGGAACAUUAUAGCGCGGGAUAACAUGAAAUCGUGCUGUCAAGUGAGAAACGACGAUUGAAUCCACUGAAAUCUUUUCUGCCUGUGUGGAACAGUACUGGACGCGAGUGGGCGUUCAAGAAGAUUUUGUUAGACUCUCACAUGAGGAGCUCACCUGGUCAUGUCGCUUUAUCUUUAACUAUCACCGCAUGUGGACCGCCGAUUGGAAAGUCCUGAAAGUUAACUUCAGUCAGAGGGAAUAAAGAGAAGUUGGUUCCUUUCAGUCGUCCUCGAAGACAGGGCGAUGUCCGGCGACUGGUCCUGCGUAUUGGUCACAAAGCAGUCAGUCCUAGAAUGAAGGCGCGUCCCCUGGCAAAUCGAGCCUGCUUACAACGCUCUACAGCGCCAACGCGUGAGAUGUGUGUUUUUUGGGCGAGUACCCAGAUACAGAGAUUGAAGAAAACGCUGGUCAUUUUAUUUUACGUGUACAUGCUGAGUUCUGUGGUUCUGGCCGUCCCUCGGCCUUCAGGGCCCGUCGUGUCCGAGGAUAUGGGCCGACAAGUGAUAACAUUUUAUAACAAACCAUGUAUUCCUGUAGACCCAAAGCUGCUUCAUCAGCGCAUGGGCCCAGCCUUCGACUCGGAACGAAUGGCAAUGGACGAGGAGUCGAUGAAACGAUCUGCGCUAAAAGCGCGGUCAUCAGAUCUUACCGAGGAAGAGGAGGGUAAUGAUGUAAAUGAUGAGGACUAUAAUGAGGAAGAGGACGAUGACGAGGGACUCGUCGAUGAAACAGAAUCUCAGGAAUCAGUGACUUAUUAUUCAGCCAGUGAUAGACGAUGGGCACGCCGGUAUCAUCGAAGUUCCCGCGUCGGUGGUAUCGCCCCAAGGAGACUUUUACAAUGUCAGAAACAAACGAAAGGCGCCCUUUGAACUCUGCGGUCAACAAGCGUAAAAUACGAAAGUCAUUGAAGUCUAUAUUAAAACGCUUAGAGCGCAAACAGAGGAAAAGGCGAAACCUCAUGAAAGACAGUUCCUCGUUUUACUUUCAUCCUCCGUGGGAAUGUGAAAUGAAAG